AGUCCAGUCCAAUCGUUGCUCGACAGCCACCACCACCACCCAACCAUCCAACCAUACUUCUUCCGGACAACAGCACAAAGGUCAUACUACACACACUGCAUCCGCUUCCAGUUACUUGACUACAGCCAAUAGGCAGAAAAAGGAGGUAAUCAGAUUCCCCCUCAAAGAGAGCUUCCAAUCCUCUUCAGCCACGUAACCGUCGCUACUUCAAAAGGGAACCACGAUGGUACUAUCGACUCUUUUGGCCCGAAUUUCAGAUGGCUUGCCUCUGGCUGCUUCGGUUGAUGACGAACAAACCGAAAAUGAUCUCUCUGAGUACAGGCAACAGGCCAAGUUAAUCUUCAGACGGUUGAACGAAACGAGUGAAACCAGAUGUAGUAUUGAAAGUGGAAAAUAUACUCUUCAUUACGUGAUCUCAAAUUCCGUGGUGUAUCUGUGUAUAGCAGCCAAAUCGUAUCCACGGAAAUUGGCUUUCUCGUAUCUGGAUGAAUUGUCAAAGGAAUUCGAACGAUCGUAUUCAUCUGAAUUAUCCAAACCCAAUCUUCGACCAUAUGCUUUUGUGAAAUUUGAUACAUUUAUCCAACGGACCAAAAAGUUGUAUCAAGAUACAAGGACGCAAUCCAAUCUGGAUCGGUUAAAUGAAGAUUUGGGAGAAGUAACGAGAGUGAUGACGAAAAAUAUGGAAGAUCUAUUAUGGAGGGGCGAUUCACUUGACCGAAUGUCAACAAUGUCUUCAUCACUGAGGGAUGAAUCUUUGAAAUAUAGGAAGGCGGCUCGACAAAUUAACAUAGAUGCAUUUUAUCGAAAGUGGGCUCCUGUUGGUGUCAUUGGGAUCAUGUUUCUUUUUGUUGUUUGGUGGCGCUUUUGGUAACCCUGUAAUUCCACCUUCCCUGUCUUUGUCUAAUCUCUGUGUCAUCUUCUCCUUUUUUGGAGGGAAUAGAAUGGAUCAAGUGUUGCAAAAUAUAUUGAAUGUCAUUGAAUGAAUCCUUCUCAUCAUUUUCUUUGUGGUCCUACUCUCAUCCAUCUUGGUCAGGUAACAGAGUGUAAUUUUAAUGUUGAUUCCUG
Puccinia graminis f. sp. tritici CRL 75-36-700-3 is the source of this 1065-nucleotide messenger RNA. Its product is annotated as vesicle transporter SEC22. NCBI's taxonomy places the organism in Eukaryota, Fungi, Basidiomycota, Pucciniomycetes, Pucciniales, Pucciniaceae. Gene Ontology annotation, cellular component: Golgi membrane; SNARE complex; endoplasmic reticulum membrane. Gene Ontology annotation, molecular function: SNAP receptor activity. Gene Ontology annotation, biological process: endoplasmic reticulum to Golgi vesicle-mediated transport; retrograde vesicle-mediated transport, Golgi to endoplasmic reticulum; vesicle fusion with Golgi apparatus. The coding region runs from base 224 to 871 and encodes 215 amino acids. The record is from RefSeq and is a predicted model, not a curated record. The transcript has 6 exons.